This is a messenger RNA of Alternaria burnsii, 1029 nucleotides long. RefSeq lists its product as uncharacterized. NCBI's taxonomy places the organism in Eukaryota, Fungi, Ascomycota, Dothideomycetes, Pleosporales, Pleosporaceae. Bases 1 to 1029 code for a protein of 342 amino acids. Gene Ontology annotation, biological process: regulation of transcription by RNA polymerase II. The transcript is spliced from 4 exons. Gene Ontology annotation, molecular function: DNA-binding transcription activator activity, RNA polymerase II-specific. The record is from RefSeq and is a predicted model, not a curated record.
AUGCAGCGACCUCAACCAUCGUCACAGGCUCAGGAAGUAGGUAACCCGCGAUCAGCGUUAGGUGUUUUCUCUAUGGCGGAUAUGCGUUUGUUCCAUCAUUUUCUCAUUACAGCCUACCCGCACCUCCCUGUUGGAGCCGACAAGAUCUGGAUCACAGCGAUUCCUAGGUUUGCACACAGGUAUGAGUACCUCAUGCACUCGAUCCUAGCGCUAGCCGCGUCGCACUUGGAUGCUGUUACGCAUUCCGGUGUAGCCGAGCAGGCCAUACAGCAUAGAAUCUUAGCUAUGAAGUCUCUCAAUGAAGCCCUCUCGGCACCUCCAAAGACCAGUUGCGAACGAGAUGCAAGAAUGGCCGCAGCCCUAGCACUUGCUUUCCAAUCAAGCCACUUACAGGACGGUAUGGCAGAAUUCCUCACGAUGGUCCGUGGGUGCAACCUAAUUGGAGGCAACGAGACGACGUUGAGAGAUGACUCAAUCUUCAGUGCAUUCAGUGACGAUGGCCACCUCCACACAAUGCGAAUGCGCGUCGGGACGUCGCCGCUGACUUGCGUUAACCACGAAGAUCUCAACAUGGCCGCGUUAUCUCUCAACCUCAUCAAGGCUCUAAGCAUGUCGGACUGGGAGCUUUCAUAUUGGGAAACACUAGUAUGCACAGUCAGUCAUGCAUAUGACAGUCCGGUGGAGACAUACACCACGUUCGUCAUGCUCUACAACACGCCAUCCCACUGGACCCAUGAUGAGUUUCAAGCCUUCAUAGAUCCCAAUAACAGCGUUGCACAAAUUCUCCUGGCUCACUUCAUCGCGAUCCAAGCCAUCCUUACACCAAUUCUUUACCUUGAAAGAGUCGACUUUCAGGGUGUACAUGCCCCGACUGCGGUGCUGGGCUGGAUCGAAGGGAUAUAUUGGAAUGUACCAUGUCAUAUGAGGCACCACGUUGAGUGGCCCAGAAAAGUGUCUCGGUAUCCCUUUAUACGAUUUAUGGGGCAAAAGCAGGUCGAAAACUGCGAUACGGAUGCGCUUCUGGUUUAG